AUGGACGUGAAGAAGAGUAAAAAGAAACCCGAAUUGAAUGAACAGUUGUUUGUCGGGAAUUACAUUGAUGUUUUCCAUCAAGGAAGCAAAUAACAUAAGUUGGCGUACAUUUUGUCGAAAAGUGAAAAAGAAAUUGAGAUCACAUAUGAUGGCAUAUCUAGGAAGGAUAAUGAGAUAAUCAAGUUAUCACAAAAUAAGAUCAAUUUUGCUCGAAGGUUCACCAUAAACUACACUGGAGAUGAUUUCCGAUAAAGCAAGACUUCACGUGAUUACCUAAAAUAUUCAAGAGACGAAUGCGACAAAUACAUCAAGGAACUAAAUUCCAUCAUGUAAAAUAAUUUUCAAGGUCUCUCGCCAAUCGAAAUAUGCUUAUCUGUCCGUGUGAGACAAUUUAUUUGGUUGGACAUGGUGCUCUCUAGCGAAUUUCCAUCAAAAGAAUUGGCUACACCAUUGGAAUACAUUAAAACUUAUUUCAACUUCAUUAAGUGGUAUUUCGAGCAGUUCCCUAAGUACUUUGCAGAUUAUAUGAGACUCCAAAACAACUAAGAAUUAUACAUCCUUGAUGAACGAGCCUCUAUAGCAGCUUGUCUUACCGAAGUGUGCGAAGCCUUCUGCAUGCUCUUUGGUUCCAUUUGGAGAGUGUUGAAGCAAGAAAACUCCUUCUUCUAUCUAAACUAUGACAAUCUGUAAUCGUAAUUGGAAAAAGUCUUUCCUGCACCAAACUUUUAGAAUUUUACUACCAAUCACAACAUUGAUGACUGGAAUCUCUACCAAGGAGCAACAGAUAUAGUGAAAUGUAUCAAGAAGACUUGGCCUUUUUAUUUGAGAACUAUGUCAUACUUCAAAUAAAUAGGAGGACUUCAAGCAUGGGAAGGAUUGUUAAAAUUCUAGGACAAUGCUGAAUAUAAUUAUAUUCCUCUUAAAGCCAUGCAAAGAAUUGUACUAACAUAAAAAUAUUUGUCCUAAUAUUUCCAAUCGUCUGAAUAGGCUUAAAUGGCUAAAAGGACAUUUGAAUGGCUAUAAAAUAGGGUCAAUAACAUGUCUGUUUAAGAUAUAAAAGACACAGACAUUGAUUAAGUCAAAGACCUCACUUCAGAUCAUUAAUACUAUUUUCAAAAGGGUUUCACAGAAGAUCAAUUAAAUAGAUUGACUGAUGAGAUUUAAUUAUAGUUGUCUCUUAAAUUUUUGAAAUCCUCCUUUUUGGAAAAGAGAGUGAAAGGCAUAAGUGAGAUUAAAGAUUUCACAGAGAAGCUAAAAUUUGAUUAGUAAACUAACUUAAAAUUCAGGAGUUCAAUCAGUAAGGAUGAUUUAAUCAAGUGGAUUUAAUAAAAUAAAAUUCUAGAUUAAACAUUGCUGGGAGACUCAGUGCAUCCAGAAUUGAUUAAAAGAUCAAGUGAUGUGGCAGUUUUUUUAUGUCGAAAUUAAGCAUUUGAAGUAGAUUACAUUGAUAAAAUAUGGACCAAUAAUUAUGAUAAACAUGAAACUACGCAAUUAGCAUUGUACGAAUUCUUCAAGACUGUUUCUCCAUAUUUGAGCUUUCAAGGGAUCGAAAAACUAUACAAUCAUAUAUCUGCUAUUCCCUACUCUAAAUAUAAUGAAAAUAUUGUAAGCAUGAUCAAAACAUUCACUGAAUCUGCAUUAUCUUAAAGGUUUCAUGAACAACAAUUGUCACUGAGCCCAGAGAAGAGAUUUAUGACUUUUAAUCAGCUCUGGGAGUUAUUACAAGAUAGGGAUGAUCAAUUAACAAAUAGUGUUAUUCAAGAGCAGUGUUUUUAAGCAGCCAGAAAUAUCAUCUCUUAAAUUCCCUAGACUAAACAAUUCAUUUCUUGCUAUUUUGGCAAGUGUUUUGAAUUGAUUGGUAGCCAUAAAUCAGUUUAUUAGGCCAUUAGUUUUGUACAUUACUUCCUCGAUAAAUAAUUCAAAGAUGAUUUCAAUGGCAAAAGAGAACUCAUUCAAUCCACUGAUGAUAAGUAUAAUAUUAUUGAACUCUUCGUAUAAGAUAUAGAAGUCUACAUGGAAAAGGUGAGAUAAUACUUUAAAAAUGAUAUUCCCCAAGACAUCAUCCUUUAUGGAGUCCAAAAGUUGAGCUAAAAUGUCUUCUUUAGAUUAUAAAUGUUAAACUAUCUACUUUAAUAAAAUCACCUUAAGAUUACUUAUGAAUAAAGUGUAAGACUUUGGGAUACUUUAUCUUCCAAAACUAAAGGCGGCAUCUAAAAGAAGGAAUUGAAUAAGAUUCUAAUAACUAAUUACUAAAUGGAUACAAAUUAAUUUAGAAUUUGCCCAAUCUACUUCGAUAAAGAGGGUGAAUAGAAAUUCUUCAAUAUAUGUCUUAUGCAAUCCAGACAGAAAUGA
Messenger RNA from Paramecium tetraurelia, 2352 nucleotides. RefSeq lists its product as uncharacterized. Lineage: Eukaryota; Ciliophora; Oligohymenophorea; Peniculida; Parameciidae. The record is from RefSeq and is a predicted model, not a curated record. The transcript has 5 exons.